UUGGAUGCAGUUAGUUUUGGAACUCUUUUGAUUAUGGAGAUAAAUACGUCCAUCGUCAACAUGAGUUGACAGCUGAUAUCAGGGAUGUUGGAGUGCUGGUUGUAAGAAAUAUGAUGCUGAUCUUUACUUGUACUUAAUGACCUGUAAUACAUAAGUGUAGGUCUCGGCGGACCUGUAAACAUGGGGGACUCCUCGGAUGGAGGUGCUGUUUCUUCGACUCUACCUGUUAACUUUGGAUCAAACCUUCAUCUACCUUUGUUCUCUUCCAUGAGAAUUCCAAGCAUGGAUUCUCUUGUGAGCAACCAUGGUUCUACUGUGUCAGAAGAUGAAUACCGAUUCGUCGAGGUCUCACAUCCAGCGCAGCUUCUUGCAGGACUAAAUAAUCUGAGAAAAAGUCAAACAUUCUGUGACAUUACAAUAUGUGUAGAUGGCAGAGAGUUCUAUUGCCAUAAGGUCAUCUUGUCUUCAUUCAGCCCAUAUUUCAAAGCCAUGUUUGCUGGAAGUAUGGCAGAAAGUUUUCAAGAUAAGAUUUCUAUAAAUUGUAUGGAAGCAUCCAUGGUAGAACUUCUCCUUGACUUUGCUUAUACAUCAGAAAUACUUAUCAAUAAAUCAAAUGUCCAGUCUCUGUUGUCUGCAGCAAACCUUUUUGAAGUUUUGACAGUGAAAGAGGCUUGUUGCCAUUACCUUGAACAAAACAUGGAUGAAUCCAAUUGUAUAGGUAUCCAUUGUUUUGCUGAAAUUCACGCCUGUGAUGACCUACAGCAGAAAUCUCGGGAAUAUUUAUUACAAAACUUUGUCACAGUUUGGCAGCAAGAAGAGUUUGUCCAAAUCAACCAGUCCAAGCUUGUAGAAAUUCUGUGUGAUGAUGAUUUAGUAUGUGAUAAUGAGGAGGUCAUAUUUGAAGCGGCAGCAAGUUGGUUGAAUUUUGACCUUGAGAAACGUAAGGAUGACUUUGACAAUGUGUUGGAGUGUGUGAGGCUGCCACUAACUAAUCCCUACUUCAUUCACGAUUAUGUUGAAAGCAACACAACAAUUAUGCAGUCUGUGGCUUGUAGACGAUUGGUAGAGGAGGCCAAGACAUUUCAAUUGUUGAAAGACAGACAAUGUCAGUUCCACAACCAGCGGACACGACUCAGGAAAAGUGCAGUGAUGACAGAGGUGAUUGUUGCUGUUGGAGGAGAAGAUGACAAGGUGGUUCUCCGCAGUGUGGAAACCCUGGAUCCUAGCACAUUCCAGUGGAAACCGUUAGCAUGUCUUCCAUUUGCUGUUAGCAAGCAUGGGUUAGUGGCUUCAGGCUCCACCUAUCUGUACCUGGCUGGAGGAGAGUACCCCGACGGCUCUGCCAGUAAGAGUGUGUGGCGGUAUGAUUCUUGUAUCGACUGCUGGGAAGAGUUGUCCCCCAUGCAAGUAGCCAGAUCUGAGCUAGGUGUAGCGAUGCUAGACUGUCACAUGUACGCUGUGGGAGGCUGGGAUGGCUCCAGUCGAUUAGACAGUGUUGAACAGUACAGUGUAACCACUAACACGUGGACAUUUGUGGCAGCCAUGAAGAUAGCCCUGACCAGUCCUGCAGUGGCUGCCAUGGAAGGCUGUCUGUAUGUAACAGGUGGAGCUGUACUUGAGGACGGAGAUGGGAUAGAACUAGUCCAGUGUUACAACCCACGCACAGACAGGUGGACAGACAAGAACUCCAUGUUGAUUCCACGCUCAGGUUCUGGGGCCUGUGUUCUCAAUGGGUUCCUGUAUAUCAUAGGAGGUUGGCAUGCUUCUACAGAAAACACCAGUAAGGUGGAGUGUUACAACCCGAGGACAGACCAGUGGGUCCAAAAAAGUCCGCUCUUGGAGAGACGAUACAGACCAGGUGUCGCAGUUGUAUCUGGCAAGGUGUAUGUCCUGGGAGGAGAGGAGGGCUGGGACAGGUACCAUGACACAAUAGAGUGCUAUGAUCCAGAAACAGACAGCUGGGAGAUCGUAGGGGAAAUGCAGUCAAGUCGUAGCUGGCUCAGCUGUGUAUCUCUGGUACUUCAUAAAGACGUUCUAAAUCGUGACCGACACACUCACCAUUGUACCGUGUGACACACCUGAUACUAGUGUACGAGACAGAACAUGUCUUACUGAUGAGAUAUAAACAGAAUGUAUGAACAGAGAUUGAAAUUCUGGAAGCAGUGUUAUCCCAUGACACUGUUUGAUUCUCUCUCGAAUUAUAGUGAUAUUUUUGAUUUUGUAAACACCAUUGAUACUUAAUUAUGAAUCUCAUUAACUUCUGUUUUUAAUGAUCUUAAAACAUUGAUUAAAUGUUGACUUAUUGAUUAGUAAUUUUAUACUAUCAUAGUAUCUAGAUAUACACACAUAUAUACAGAUAGUGGACCAGCAUGUCUUUGGGAGGUUUGAAAUGAUUUUACGCUCCAAAUGAUUAAAUGGCAACAGAGUGGUAGUGUAGUUUGGCUUCAGUUUGUGUUUAAAUGUAAAAUAUCAAUUAUAAUUAGUACGAAUGACUAGUCCUUUUAGGUAUAUAUUACAUCUUUUAAUGUACUGUAUUUCUGGGAGUUGUCUUUCUUUGUUUUGAUCUUCAUGUUCAAUCGUAGGUGACUCACCAUUGCCAUAUUACAGGAUGUAAAAUGAGGUUUUUAAUGUAAGAUUUGUGGAAGAAGUAUUACAAAUAUUUUAGCUUAGCUCAUCAAAAGUGCGAAAAGUUACAUUUUAUAUGAUUCAAAUAAAUGGAAAUGUUUAUCAUAUAAGAGUUAUUUAUAUCCAUGACAUCACAGCAUUUCUCUAUAAUAACAAUAUUUAUCUUAAGAACUGUUGUUCCUUGGUGAUACCCCGGUGUCUGGGAUGAUUUGAAGUUGUAACAUGACAAUUGAAGUAAUAGAAACCAAAUGUUACAGUGCUAACUCAUUGUACACAAUACAUAUUGCUUGUUUUAUCCUGAUUGGUCAGCUGUGUGUCUUUUAGACGAAGAUUUUACCAUUAAUUUGUGUUUGUGUCGUACCUUGUUCUAUCCUGAUUGGUCAGCUGUGUAUCUUUUAGACGAAGAUUUUACCAUUGAUUUGUGUUUUGUGUCAUACCUUGUUCUAUUCUGAUUGGUCAGCUGUGUAUCUUUUAGACGAAGAUUUUACCAUUGAUUUGUGUUUUGUGUCAUACCUUGUUCUAUUCUGAUUGGUCAGCUGUGUAUCUUUUAGACGAAGAUUUUACCAUUGAUUUGUGUCAUAUACCUUGUUUUAUUUUACACACAAGGAAAGGACAUAUUAAAUGAUUUUGUGAUACAGCUCAA
Molecule: messenger RNA, 3268 nt
Organism: Pecten maximus
Lineage: Eukaryota; Metazoa; Mollusca; Bivalvia; Pectinida; Pectinidae
Product: kelch-like protein diablo
Exons: 8
Coding region: 181-2073 (630 amino acids)
Molecular function (GO): protein binding
Source: RefSeq, a predicted model, not a curated record